AUGGUUCGCGCACCCGACGGCGUUGUCAUUGGCCUCAAAUGCGUCGAAGUCGGCCGCUUCUCCACGAAGUCGCUGAGCCUUCCCUACCUGAUCUCGCCGUGCCUCUUCCGUUUUGCCGACUCUGAUGUGUCGGUGAUGUACGAGACGGACCUGAAGCGGAUCGCCGUUCACGAUUGGAGCGGUAGACGCCCAGACAUCUACCAGACGAUCCCCGAAUUCGGCCAAGUGGCGGCCAUCCGCGCCAUUCGAGUCAACGAAUCCGAGAUGCGACUCAUCGUCGUGGCCGAUACCGGCGUCACCAGCAGUCGUCUUCUGCACACCAAU
Messenger RNA from Mesorhabditis spiculigera, 324 nucleotides. The record is from the annotation of a GenBank genome assembly. NCBI's taxonomy places the organism in Eukaryota, Metazoa, Nematoda, Chromadorea, Rhabditida, Rhabditidae.